Molecule: messenger RNA, 1529 nt
Organism: Paralichthys olivaceus (Japanese flounder)
Lineage: Eukaryota; Metazoa; Chordata; Actinopteri; Pleuronectiformes; Paralichthyidae
Gene: rfxap
Product: regulatory factor X-associated protein
Biological process (GO): regulation of transcription by RNA polymerase II
Cellular component (GO): nucleus
Source: RefSeq, a predicted model, not a curated record
GUCAGUGUAGGCUAUGACCUGAAGCAGCGAAGAAGAAGGUGCUAGCAGUGAGCACGGUGGCUUAGCAGCAGUUCAGCGGCAGGAAGCUACAAAUCAUCGAAAUUAUCUCCGCGUCGAAUUAUAUUGAUCAGAGAAACGUCUGGUUAUAAUCCAACAUGCGUGUGGGCAUGUUUACACAUCGCUGCUUCGGCUAACGAGAGCGAACGGAAUGGUAUAUCGCCAGCUAAGCUAAGCUAGCUGCGGCUGUAGCCGUUUGUUCGCCGCAGUCAUGAGCGAAGAUGACGGUUCAGCUCCGGCGAACAAAGACCGAGAGUCCACGCUGCUGCUCACUAAAGACGGGCAGAGGUACUACGUGAGUAAAGCCGGGGUGGUGGACAGCAGGAACGUGAUAACGCCGCACGAACCGGACAACAACGCCUCCUCCUACGACAUGGACGACCCGGACGAGGAGAGCGACGUGCUGGACACCUCGGACCCCCGGGACGGCGCCGCCAGCCCGGAAGAGCUCAACGACGAGGAGACCUCGGAGGGCGACAACGCCCCCAAACAGUGCACGUACGAGGGCUGCACGGAGACCACGACGCAGGUGGCCAAGCAGAGGAAGCCGUGGAUGUGCAAGAAGCACCGCAACAAGAUGUACAAGGACAAGUACAAGAAGAAGAAGAGCGACCAGGCCAUGUCCAGUGGAAAGAUAGAUGAAAACUCUGAGGAGCGGCCGGUGUCUGUGAACAAGCAGCGACUUGGUGCCAUGGGGGACCGACCAGCCAGACCCUCCCUGAUAGAGCAGGUCCUGAACCAGAAGAGACUGUCACUGCUCAGGAGUCCAGAGGUGAUCGGUUUCCUGCAGCAGCAGCAGCAGCUCCUGGCCACACAGAGCCGCAGCCAAUCACAGGGACAGUUCCAGGGUUGCUGACAGUGGCUGGUCACCGUGAACGCUGGCAUUUGAUGCAUGAAUGGAUCGUUGUGAUACUCAACAAAUUCUGCAGGUGGUGAGACAGAUCGACUGAACUCAUCGGAUCUAAAAGGCUGGACUAACCAUGCAAUCAGAACAUGUCUUGUACUGUUUAUGAAAUAUGAUUCCCAAAAUGCAAGAUAUUAGAUUUCCAAUCCAUUAUUUAUUCCACAUUUGGCAAAAAGAAUCAAAACUCUGGAUCAUAAAUGUCCAGUUAAAAUUGCACAGAUGUUUGAAAAUUUGAUCCUCCUGUUUUUUUCCCUUUGCUGAAAGAAACCCCCUGGACUACAGCCUUUGUUUGUUUGUUGUUGUGCUAUUUAUUUAGUGUUAUUUAUGCAGUGCUCUGAGGUUUUUAAUGCUUUCCUUUGAACGUGUGUCCAUCAGUUUGUGCAGUGCAUUUCUGUAGCCUCAUUUUUAUUCAGAUGGGUCUCCAGGAAAUUUUAAACACAAAACUUUUAUCAUGUCCAGGUGAAGCAUUCAUAAAACAGUAAACUCAAAUUGUGUCCAAAAAGGAAUGCAAGUGAAGUUUGAUGGGAUGAAUAUUUGUGUGUUGAAAAUUAAAUUGUGUUCUGUUAUA